GUUUGGUUUGUGUUUUUGUUCAGAUCCCAUCAAAGGGACCAUUGUGGGGAAUGCGUCCCAAGUUCCCUGGUGCUGCCUUCGCCAUUCCCGCGGACGCUCGCUUCUGUUCUGAGCGAGCAGCCGCGGAGCUUUUAGCAACUCUGCAAACAGGGGCAUGAAAAGGAUGUCCCGGUAGGGCAAUGAGGCGUGAAAUCCCGCUGUUCCUUUACAUAGUAGCAACAUCUACAUGAAAGGGCAAACACCCGACGUGCCACCAAAUAUAAUUGCGGAGAUGGCGGAUGUCGGCGUACAAAAGAGCUGGCGCCGGUUUCUCUUUCGCAGCGGCCCUUUGCUGCACGCACACCCGCGAACGAACCGAACCACCUGUGCCUUCCACGGGAUUUAACCGAGUGGAAAACUCAGUCAUUGGUACCGCCGGCUGCUAAGUAUAAAGCAGCCGGGGCAAACUCCGCCCGCCGAGCGGGGCCGCGACGGGAAGACGCCCGCUCCCUCCGGCCCGUCGAGCUCGCAGCCCGCCCGAAAGGAAUCAUCGGCCCCUCCGGCCCUUCCUCCCUCCCUCUGUCCGGAGCAGCAUCGUGCUAAACCCGGAGAGGCGAUAGCAGGACUGCCCCGGUGCCACGGUGAGGGUCGCGGGGCCACGCCGCGCUGAAGGAAGACUUGGCCGCUCUGCGGUUUUGCGGCGACGCCCGCAGCUGCUGCCCGCGUCUCUCCCCGGCAGGUGCUGCUCCCCGGCGCCCGGGGCGGCCAGCCGCAGCGCCGGGCGACCAGGCGGGGCGGCGAGGGGCUGCCCCUGUCCCGACAAGGCACCGAGUCCGAGCAAGGGCAGCCCCCUCGCCGCUAGCCUCCAAGUCCUCCGGGCUGCUGAGCGACCGCGGCUCCGUGUGCCGCCGGGAGCCGGGAUAAGGCGGCGGUGUCCGAGCUGGUGCCGGACCCUCUCGGCCCCGUCCCGGCCCCUCCCGGCCAGCGUCCGACAGCAGGGGCGGGAGAAAAACCUUCCUAGGAAGGUGGCAAAGGGGAUGGAGGGGGGAACAGGCAGACAGGGACAGUCACCACAGUUAAAAGAUUAAAUUUCUGCGAAGAACAUACCACUUCGAAUGUAUUUUGUCAGGAAUCCGGAAUUUGAAAACACAAACAAACGCAAAAUAAAACCCGCCUGCUACAGAUCCUCCGGUAAGCGAGACUCGAAACUUCCUCCCAAGACGUUCCCAUCAGGGAUUAUCGCCGUGCUUGGCUCCCGGCCCUGCAAGCGCCCGCUAGCCCUCGGCGCGCCCGUGGAGCCCAGCGGGACGGGGCGGCCGGGAGGAAUUUAUACAUUUCCCGGGAUUUACGGAACUCUCCAACGCGCGCUCAUGUGCCCGAUAACACAACUCGCAGCACCGCAAGAGAGGAGACCGGGGCUGCUGCCACCGCCCGGGGCUCCGGAGCACCAGGCAGGAGGCUGAUCCGGCUCGUGUAUUAUGGGCGGGGGGGGGAGCAAGAUCUUCCCAAAUGCCCGGUGAGAGAUGGACAGCGGGGCGACCCCGGCCGCCCCUCUUCGCCCGGCAGCAUCGGAGGGCUGGGAACCCAGUUCCACUCCUUCUCCCCGCAGGGAGCUGAGGAUGCUCGGGACCCCGCGCCCCUCCCUCCCCGGCUCUGUGCCGGCUGCGCUCCCCGCCCGCCGUGAGCCGAGGGCGGCGGGGCCCCGCCGGGCGGCCGCCCGCUCCUCCGCACGGCUCCGCGCCCGGCGGUGGGCGGCCCCGCCCGUCACCCUGGGCAGGGCGGGCCCUGCCGGGGGCGGGCCGUCGGGCUUGAGGCUGUGCCGCGGCGUGGGAAAGCGCCUCAGAGAGGGUUCGCUCUGCUGGCGGUGCGGAGCCGUGCCGUGCCCAGCCGUGCCGUGCCCUGAGCACCACCCCCCCGGAUUUAUUUAUCGCUGCUCCCGCGCCGUGCACACGAUGAAGCGACCUUGCGAGGAAACUACCUCAGACAGCGAUAUGGACGAGACUAUAGACGUGGGGAGCGAGAACAACUACUCGGGGCAAAGUAAUAGUUCUGUCAUUCGAUCAAAUUCCCCAACAACAACAUCUCAGAUCAUGGCCAGAAAGAAAAGAAGAGGGAUUAUAGAGAAAAGGCGCCGUGAUCGUAUAAAUAACAGUUUAUCAGAGCUGAGAAGGCUUGUACCAACUGCUUUUGAAAAACAAGGAUCUGCCAAAUUAGAAAAAGCGGAAAUACUGCAAAUGACAGUGGAUCAUCUGAAGAUGCUGCAGGCAACAGGAGGGAAAGGUUAUUUUGACGCUCAUUCCCUGGCCAUGGAUUUCAUGAGCAUCGGCUUCCGGGAGUGCUUGACAGAAGUGGCGAGGUACCUAACUUCGGUGGAAGGGCUCGACACAUCCGACCCGCUGCGCGUUCGACUCGUGUCUCACCUGAGCACCUGCGCCUCUCAGAGGGAAGCUGCUGCCAUGACCUCCUCCAUGGCCCACCACCACCACCCCUUGCACCCGCACCACUGGGCAGCCGCCUUCCACCACCUCCCGGCCGCCCUGCUGCAGCCCAACGGACUCCACGCCGCCGACGCGGCCCCGUGCAGACUCUCCUCGGACGUGCCCCCGCACGGCUCCGCCCUGCUCACGGCCACCUUCGCCCACGCCGACGCCGCCCUCAGAGUCCCCUCCGCUGGCAGCAUCGCUCCUUGUGUCCCUCCUCUCUCUACCUCCCUCUUGUCCCUGUCGGCCACUGUUCACGCCGCGGCAGCGGCAGCCACAGCUGCGGCCCAGAGCUUCCCCCUCUCCUUCGCCGGCACCUUCCCCAUGCUCCCCCCGAGCGCGGCCGCCGCCGCCGUCGCUGCGGCGACCGCCAUCAGCCCUCCGCUGUCCGUGUCAGCCACGGCCAGCCCCCAGCAGGCUGGCACCGGGGGCACGAAACCCUACCGACCCUGGGGGACUGAAGUGGGAGCCUUCUAAGCGUCUCGCCCGCCACACACCUCUGCGUGCUGCAGCUGCCGCCUCUCCCUCAGCACACGUGCUCACAGCCGCCAGCCCGCGCAGCCCCGCAGCCUCCGCGACUCGCUGCGGCCUCCCCGCUCGGCCCCCGCCCGAGGGGCCUGAGGGGCGCCGGCGAGCCCGCCGAGGAACGGCCCAUCAUCCUCACUGCAGGUGGCGGAGAGGACGUGCGGAGACGCCUUCUGCUCCUCCGUUUGUCCUGGAGGCACCUUGAGGGAGCAGCGACGGCUUUCCUAACAGUGUGACCAUAUCGGCAUGUAGAGGUUUCUUGCAAAACACGUAGAAAUACGUAGACAUUAGAACUAAUAGUUCUCCAGCUAUGCAUCCUUGUUUGGCAGAGAGGCGAGGGAUUGCAUCUACCAGGUCUCCCCAGGCUAGAAAAAGAGUUCCAGUUUCAUAAGUGCCUGACAUUGAAAAAAUAAUCAAUAAAUAUAUAUAUGUGUGUGUGUUCUGCUAAAACAAGUAACAUUGCACAGGUAUGGAAAUGAUAUGGGAGAGAGGUGAAAUUCUGCAUUCAGCUUCAGAACUAGGAUACUUUUCCAGGGCAGAAUGUGCUCUUGAAGGGGAGAGUUUUUUUUAGCCAAAAGAUUGCCGAGGAAGAAUGUUUAGUUUGACAGGCCUAGUUCUCGCUUCCUUAGUUCACUUUCUUUGUACAGACUUGCCAAAUUGUGACGUCUAGCAUAGCAUUGGCAAAAGCAAUUAUCUUAUCAGUGCUGGGAUUAAUGAACGUUUCAGCACUGCCUGUGAGCCCCGAGGCACCCAUUUUUAUGGCUUAAACAUGGUGCUAGCUCCUAUCUGUACAAACAGUGAAUUUGUCAUGCACCCAGAAGUAACCACCUAUUUAAAGUGUGCACACUUGGAUACAGUUGAUUCAUGCCAAUACAACAGACGCAGUGUUGUAAGAGUUCAACUUAACUUAUUUAGCUGUAUUUGGACAUUUACUUGUAGCCGAUUUGGUGCAAGAUCCCUCUUCUUUUCCCUAUCAACUUCUGGGAGAAUGAUCACUCUGGGUAUGAAUGAAGUUAUGGUAGGGACGAUUUUUAAAUUGGCUAUUAACAUGCCAACAUUGUAAUGUGGGUUUGAUUCCAAACCAAAAUGAAUGUAUUAAUGGGAUGUGAGUAAAUUAUUUUGUCAAUACCCAGAUGACGAGUGCUGCAUAAAAUGGUUUGCUUUCAUUUUUUAUUACAGUGACUUAAAAUAACCUAAGUAUUUUAAUACAACCAAUCAAGAAGUAGAGAUUUUAUGUAAAAAAAAGGAAAAUAAAAAUAAAACACAGCAUGUAUUAUUAUGCACUUGAUUUCUCUGCUGUGUGGAGAAAGCAAUAAGCAUUGAAAAUGUUAAACAUUAUGCAAAAUAUACUUUAAAAUAUUUGUUUUAAAAAUACUGUACCUAGUCAGUCUGUUAUGCAUUACUUUGUUAACCUUUUUUUCUAUGCAAAAGUCUUUACAUAUCACUAAUUAAAUGAAGUCCUUUUUGACUGCGUUUUAUGGA
Molecule: messenger RNA, 4466 nt
Organism: Prinia subflava (tawny-flanked prinia)
Lineage: Eukaryota; Metazoa; Chordata; Aves; Passeriformes; Cisticolidae
Gene: HEY2
Product: hes related family bHLH transcription factor with YRPW motif 2
Exons: 5
Coding region: 1503-2936 (477 amino acids)
Biological process (GO): circulatory system development; Notch signaling pathway; anterior/posterior pattern specification
Cellular component (GO): nucleus
Molecular function (GO): RNA polymerase II cis-regulatory region sequence-specific DNA binding; protein dimerization activity; DNA-binding transcription factor activity, RNA polymerase II-specific
Source: RefSeq, a predicted model, not a curated record